This is a messenger RNA of Dryobates pubescens (Downy woodpecker), 423 nucleotides long. RefSeq names its product dynein light chain Tctex-type 2 (gene DYNLT2). Gene Ontology annotation, biological process: microtubule-based movement. The transcript has 3 exons. Gene Ontology annotation, molecular function: dynein intermediate chain binding. Gene Ontology annotation, cellular component: cytoplasm; cytoplasmic dynein complex. The record is from RefSeq and is a predicted model, not a curated record. Bases 1 to 423 code for a protein of 140 amino acids. Lineage: Eukaryota; Metazoa; Chordata; Aves; Piciformes; Picidae.
AUGGAAGAAGAGAAUUUGAAUGAUUCUACGGAAGCAGAACUGGCAUUAAGAGCUAACAGGGCAAAGAUAAGAUAUGUUAAUACAUACAGACUGGAGUCACGUAAGAAAUUUCGAGAUUGUUUAGUAAGAGACAAAGCUCAAGCAAUACUAAUGAAUAAACUUCAGCAGGCCAAAUAUGAUGGAAUUUCUAGUCCUUCUUUGUGUGCUUCAGUCUCAGAAGAAAUAUUAAAGGCUGUGAAAGAACUGGACUUCGACCGCUAUAAGUACGUGGUGUCAGUACUGAUUGUGGAAAAGGCAGGUCAGGCAAUGAAUGUUGCCAGCAGAUGGGUCUGGGAUGCUCAGAGAGACUCUUGGGUUUCAGCUAAAUUUGAGUCUGAAACAUUUAUUGCACUGGCUUUGAUAAUGGCAUGUUACUAUGACUAG